This is a messenger RNA of Mus musculus (house mouse), 4922 nucleotides long. RefSeq names its product transformation related protein 53 inducible nuclear protein 2 (gene Trp53inp2). NCBI's taxonomy places the organism in Eukaryota, Metazoa, Chordata, Mammalia, Rodentia, Muridae. Gene Ontology annotation, biological process: autophagosome assembly; positive regulation of DNA-templated transcription. The record is from RefSeq and is a predicted model, not a curated record. The transcript has 3 exons. Bases 1187 to 1867 code for a protein of 226 amino acids. Gene Ontology annotation, cellular component: nucleus; PML body; autophagosome.
GUCACCAAGGCCAGCCCCGCCUUCCAGGCUUGCAUGGGUGCUUGUCCUCUGGUGACCCGGUGGGCGCUAUGUCGUGCCCAGCCGGCCGAGGGUUGAAGAGACGCUGAAAGACAAGCGGGAUCCGAAGGGACUCGGCGGUUUCCUGGGCUAAUCUAGGGACUGGGGUCAGGCCUCUCAUUUGUUUUUUCCUUGUGACCUGAGAGAGGGUAGGACAGCAAAGCUCGAUUUAAGUUGAGAGGGCGGUAAGUAGAUGGAGCUUCAGACUCCAGGUCCUGGAGACACUACCAGAUGGUAGCGGAUCCCCUCUGUCUUCAGGCUCCGCCCCCUAACAUAAUAACAUCCUUCUAAUCCCUGACAUGUGUGCAGAGCCUGAGUUGAUGUCAUUUUCAGCCUACAAAUAUUGAGGGUCUUAAGCCCCACUUCACGGAAGAGGAAACUGAGACUCAGAGAGACGUAGUUUACUGGAGAUCUCAGCCAAUUAGAAUCACACUCACUAAGUGGUAGAUUCCUUAGCUGAAGUAUAAGCUACAUGCUUACAUACAUCUACUGAGGACCCUAUCUUGGGUUCAGCACCAACCACAAUUUGAUGGGAUGCUUCAGUCUUCAUGAUCCUGGACAUUUUCCCAGGAGGUCUCUGAAAAUUGGGUCUCUUACAAGGCCCUGACCUCCUCUGCCUUCUUUCUACUUCAAAACCCAAUAAAUGGCCGUCUCCCAGCUGUUUUGACCACAGAAAGGGCUUUAAACUGCCAUAGGGCGCCCCCUUGAGGUUGCUUCACCCGCUGACCAUGUUCCAGCGCUUCACCAGCCUUUUCUUCAACACCCCUGCGCCUCCUGAAGACUCCAACUGUCCGGGGGCCUUUGUCUCUGAGGAGGAUGAAGUGGAUGGCUGGCUCAUCAUCGACCUACAGGGUGAGGCUUGAGUCAGGAUCCAGCACUCUUGAUUCCCUAGUCUAUGAGCAUAAUGAGGACAGGAGGUGUUGCAAUAUAGAGGGGAAGAGGGCUAUUUGGAUGUUGGAGUCCCCCUAGGCCUACUGGAAAAAUUAAAGUAGAAGCCGUGAGCCCAGAGGUGAGGUAACACAGACCCUUCUCUUGAAAGCUCUGGCUCCUGCCAUUUGUUGGGGCACACACCUGGGACACCUAGGGCGGUGGGCUAAGGAUCCUGGCCUUCAGGUGCUCUCUGGGCACGAUGGAUAGAGGUGCAGGUCUGACUAACGAUGCCCUUUCUCUCCCCAUCCCAUGUGUCUGGCAUAUGUGUGUGUGUGUAUGUGUGUCCCACCCUGCUGCUCCCUCUCCUCUGCAUGGCUUCCCAUUCCCACACCCUAUAGACAGCUAUACAGCUCCUCCCGACCCCGGGGCCUCGCCUGCUCCUGCAGGCCGCCCUCCACCCGCGCCCUCCUUGAUGGAUGAGAGCUGGUUUGUUACCCCUCCCGCCUGUUUUACUGCAGAGGGGCCCGGCCUUGGGCCUGCCCGCCUCCAGAGCAAUCCGCUGGAGGACCUCCUCAUUGAGCAUCCCAGCAUGUCCGUUUAUGUCACCGGCAGCACCAUAGUGCUGGAGUCUGGGCCACCUUCCCCUCACCCUGAAGCUGCCUUGCCUGAUCAGGACCUCAGCGAUGGAGAGCUGGCGCCUGCCCUCCGGGAACCCAGGGCCUUGCACCACGCAGCUGCUCCUAUGCCCGCUCGAGCUGUGCUGCUGGAGAAGGCUGGCCAGGUGCGGAGGCUGCAGAGAGCCCGACAGCGGGCUGAGCGCCACACAUUGAGUGCUAAAGUGUUGCAACGGCAGAAUCGCGCCCGGGAGAGCCGUUCGCGCCGGCCCAAGCACCAGGGCAGCUUUAUUUACCAGCCGUGCCAGCGCCAGUUCAACUACUGAGCGCCCCUGCUGCACCGCGAAUCCCUCGCCGACUCCUGGUCCCAUCCGCCUCCUCUGCAGCAGCCAGUGUGCUGCUCGAGGGUGUUGGGGGGUCCACCCGCCUCCAUCUGGAUACUACAACCUCCCUCCUUCCUAAGUUUUGAGGUGGGGUGAUGGCCCUCUACUUCCCUGUUUAUAGUCUAACUCACCUAUUAACCUCUCUCAUCCUGGGUCAUCCUCCCUCCUUUCUCAGUGUCUGAUUCUCCACCCUCACACUCCCCACACCCACUCUCCCAUGCUUCUUUUUAGGACCUCUAUUCUUGUCUCUCGCCCCUUCACCUUUUCCCUCUUAGCCCACCCGAUUCCUAAGACCCUGACUUGGCACCUUCUCCGCUUCAGCUCCUACUUUCCAAGACUUACUCUUCUGUUUGGGAUCGCUCCCACUCUUGUUCCCUUUUUUUCAUUCCUGGCAAUUCCCUCCCAAUCCUGCAGGUGCAACCUGCCAGGCCUGGGCCAUUGUCCUCAUCCUGUAGUCAGGGAUCAGGCAUGGGUUUUGAUUUCAGUUUUCCCCCUUUCUCUGCCCUGGGGGCUGGGCUCCUUAUUGCUGCUUAGGCCUAGAAAGUUUAAGUAUGUGGAAGAGGAGAGUGAGUUGUAAGUUAGAUAAGGUGAAGGGAAUGGAGGGAAACAGGCAGCCUAGUGGGGGCCGCAGAUGGGGACAGGUGGGUUGAGAAGUAGCAGGGAGCAGGGCAUCUUGGGAGCUGGUAUUGUGCUUGGUCAGAGUAGCUAAGCCCUGGUCUUAGGCCUGAGCCUGGAGUCUGCCCCCAUUUCCUUUUCCUAUAAUCCUGCCUUCCAGGGUUCCCCCCUCCCUGAAAUUUGUCCUUCAGGAGUAACCCCUACCCACCCCUGUCCCUGUGAGUCUGGAGUCCGAAGGGCUUGUACCUUGUCACCUUACCUUGUCAUGCCACCCCAGGAGUAGAAGCUGGGUAAGGCCCCAUCAUCCUGACCAUCUCUGUUCAUAUGCCCAAGGUGCUAGAAUUAGCUUAGGAGAGAUGCAGGCCAGAGGAUUUCCAGGCAGGGAAAAGGAAACACACCCCAAGGCAAGAAUGAGGAGGCAUGAUGCUAAGGAGGACAACUAUGAGGUAAAGCCAUCCCCAGACUGACAGCUCUGCCUUUAUCUUGCCUCUGGCCUUAUAUUUCAUACUUUGUUCAAUAUGGCUGGAUAAUAAACACUCCUGGGUAGAGGAGGCCAGGAGCCUCACUGUCCCAAUUCCCAAAUUUUUCUUACAGAGAUUCAGGGCCUUCAAGAGUCUUCUUAAUGUUCUCCCACAGGGCUCUUUCUGAGUGCCCUAUAAUCCCUCCCCCCUUUCUAAUUCAAUAUCUGGAGUAAGGAAUUCUUGGGUAGGGCACAGGGAUGGGGUUGCCAGCUUCUUCUUUCUUGUGGUGGGGCUCAGACACCAGCAACAGCCUCUUGGGAUGCCCCAAGUUGUUUCCGGUUCUUUCUAGCUGUCCUUUUUAAAGUGUGUGCUCUUCCUUCCUUAAAACCUUUAGAUGUCCUGUUACACUAACACAGGUCUUCCCUUCCCUCCAACCCCAGGUUUCAGGUCUCAGAGCCAAGCCAGGGUUGGAGAAAACUGCAUUCCUACGAGGGUAAAAGUAGCUGCCCUCUUUGAUCCUUUCUUACUAGGCUUCAUGUGGGAUGGGAGAGGAUGUCCCCAGGAUGGGGACAGAGGAAGCCCUGCUAGGGUCUCCUAGCCCAGUAAGCCAAAUGGGAACUAUAAGCAGAUCAAAAUUUUACACUAGCUUAUUAGAGCCCUAUUAGUUCCUGUCCCAAGUUCUUCAGUUACAACCUAGUAGUAUACUUACUCUUCCAACUGUCCUAAGGUCACUUCCCAGCCAGCUUAGGAUCUUCAGCAUUUUUAAGAGCUGAAGCUCCCUCUUGCCCUUCUUGUCUACUCCUCACUGCCAGUUGGGGCCUAGGCUUAGUCCUGGGCAAAUGUCCAUGAUCUUGCUGCUGUAGGAAGCUUGAUAGGGCAUUUGGCUCAAAUUUCAGAAGGCCUCGCUCCUGACCUAAUUUCUCAAAGCUCCGGUAGUUCUAGACCCCUCCAAUUUCUCAUCUGGUUGCAAGGCUUAUUUUUCUUUUGUACUUUCCUAUAGAUGCUAUAGCAUUUGAGUGUGGCAAUAUUUUUGUUGUGUAUAGAUGUCUAAGAACCAACACUACUCAGUCUCCUGCUAGUCUGACUCCUGAAGCAUCAGACCCUGUCAUACUGUAUUGACUGUGUAUGUGCCUUUCACCUUGAGCAUGCUUCAGGAAUUUUUUUUUUUCUUAAACCACAGAACUUGAAUACACAAGGGAACCAGAAUUCACAAAGUCCUAUGCAACCCUAGACAGGAGGAGGUUAGAGAGUCUGUCUUGAUUUGUGGUUUCAGAGACCCUAGAGAAAUUUGUACCAGUUUGUAUUAAAGUCAGUACUACCAGCACUUUGCCAAAACUACGGAUGUCAGAGGGACCUGUUUCUAGAGUGAGUCCCAAUUACAUCAAAGGGCAACCUGCGCUUUCUCCAAUAAGUCUGAGUGGUUCUCUUGAGCUGGUGUCACUUUCUAACCUUUGCCAGUCUAGCCCCAGCAGGGCACCGUGUGUGUGAGUGUGGUUUGGUGCUGUUUUGGAGUGUGCCUGCCCCCCAGCCUGGAACCCUCUGAUCAACUUGCUGGGACCUAUAACGUCUUAGGUGCAACAAGGACCCUACCAGAGCUCCUGGGUGGCUUUGUGUGAGGGGACUGAACGCAGACAAACCACAGCCUGCUUCUAAUACCUUCUUUCCCUACCACCUAGUUCCAAAUGGAACCAACAAGUUGAGUGCAUCUCUGUUGGGUGUUUUGUGUUGAGACUGGCUGAAGUGAAGAAUCUUUGACUGACCAUGUUGUGAUGUGUCGACAGACUCAAGGACACAACCACCUCGACCUGGUCAUGUGGCAUGCCUGUGUAUGUGUGUAACAGGAUUCUGAAUGUUAGGUUGUAAUGCUAUUCCUGUAUGGGAGAAAAAAUAAUAUAAACAAAUAAAAAUCUAUUUAAAGCACA